AUGCUUCACAAGCGUUGCGGUCCAGACACAGAUGCUUACAAGAUAGCAACAGAGAAGCUUGGUCAUGAUCAUGAUGAGAAUGUUGGAGAUAGAUCUGUUGGUGAAUGCAAAUAUAUUGUGUGGGUUGCUGUUUAUGGGCUUGGAAACAGAAUACUCACUCUUGCUUCUGUCUUCCUCUAUGCUCUCUUGACAGACAGAAUCAUUCUUGUGGACCAACGCAAAGACAUAAGUGAUCUCUUCUGUGAGCCUUUUCCUGGUACUUCAUGGUUACUUCCUCUUGAUUUCCCAUUGAUGGGUAAGAUAGAUAGCUUCGACCGGGAAUACUCGCGUUGUCACGGAACAAUGUUGAAGAAUCAUACCAUUAACUCAACUAUAAUCCCAUCGCAUCUGUAUCUUCAUCUUCUUCAUGAUUACAGGGAUCAAGACAAGAGAUUCUUCUGCCAGAAGGAUCAUUCUUUAGUCGACAAAGUCCCUUGGCUGGUUGUCAAAUCCAAUCUUUACUUUAUUCCAUCUUUAUGGUUGAACCCUAGUUUCCAACCCGAACUAAUCAAGCUGUUCCCGCAGAAAGACACCGUCUUCUACCACUUANUAUCCUUUUUUGACUUACUAUUUCAUUUUCUUGCAGUAUCUUCAAAGGAUUCCGUAAAACCGAGGGAUAAACUGUUAGGAGGGCUUUUAACGGCUGAUUUUGAUGAAGAUUCUUGCUUGAGUAGGUAUCAGUCUUCCUUGUAUCGCAAACCUUCGCCUUACAACACUUCUCAAUACCUUGUCUCUAAACUUAGAAACUAUGAGAUGCUUCACAAGCGUUGCGGUCCAGACACAGAUGCUUACAAGAUAGCAACAGAGAAGCUUGGUCAUGAUCAUGAUGAGAAUGUUGGAGAUAGAUCUGUUGGUGAAUGCAAAUAUAUUGUGUGGGUUGCUGUUUAUGGGCUUGGAAACAGAAUACUCACUCUUGCUUCUGUCUUCCUCUAUGCUCUCUUGACAGACAGAAUCAUUCUUGUGGACCAACGCAAAGACAUAAGUGAUCUCUUCUGUGAGCCUUUUCCUGGUACUUCAUGGUUACUUCCUCUUGAUUUCCCAUUGAUGGGUAAGAUAGAUAGCUUCGACCGGGAAUACUCGCGUUGUCACGGAACAAUGUUGAAGAAUCAUACCAUUAACUCAACUAUAAUCCCAUCGCAUCUGUAUCUUCAUCUUCUUCAUGAUUACAGGGAUCAAGACAAGAGAUUCUUCUGCCAGAAGGAUCAUUCUUUAGUCGACAAAGUCCCUUGGCUGGUUGUCAAAUCCAAUCUUUACUUUAUUCCAUCUUUAUGGUUGAACCCUAGUUUCCAACCCGAACUAAUCAAGCUGUUCCCGCAGAAAGACACCGUCUUCUACCACUUAGCUCGUUAUCUUUUUCACCCAACAAACCAAGUUUGGGGUAUGGUCACUAGAUCCUACAAUGCAUACUUAUCAAGAGCAGACGNGAUGAAGAUUCUUGCUUGA
Molecule: messenger RNA, 1482 nt
Organism: Camelina sativa (false flax)
Lineage: Eukaryota; Viridiplantae; Streptophyta; Magnoliopsida; Brassicales; Brassicaceae
Source: RefSeq, a predicted model, not a curated record